AUGAGUACUCUGAGUCUCCACGACGAUAUAAUAGCAAUCAAUCCGGAUAUCUCCACCAAAUUGGACCUCCAACUGCCUAUCUCACUGACCACUUAUUUAUUUCUCUUCCCGACACAUCUAUCUUCCUUAAAGAGAGCCGACCUUGUCCAACGUCUACUCGCCAGAUUUGACGUUGUCAUGGUACCAGAGAUUGCCCUAAAGAAAUAUGAGCUUGGUGCAGGCUGCACUGUAAAAUUGCGCAGAAAGAAAGCCGAAAACACUGUGAAGGAAUUUGUGCGGAGAAUCGCUGCCCGAAUUUCUGCACGCAGUGUCUAA
Molecule: messenger RNA, 315 nt
Organism: Botrytis sinoallii
Lineage: Eukaryota; Fungi; Ascomycota; Leotiomycetes; Helotiales; Sclerotiniaceae
Exons: 1
Coding region: 1-315 (104 amino acids)
Source: RefSeq, a predicted model, not a curated record